UGAUUUUUCUCUGAUCAACAGAAAUGAAAGUUAUUUUGAAUCCUUUGUUACAAUUUUUUUAUCUUAUCAAAUAUUUAUCUCAAUAAAUUUAAAACUCCCCUAUGCUCAAUGAAUGUGUUAAUUAAAUUAAUGUGGGACCAAUUAUCAACUCUGCAAUAGUGAUCAGUAUUACAUCUGUAUUGUUGCGUUUUACUUAUUUGUUUAUUUCCUGAUAUAGUUCACCAGCUUGAUUGGUUUGGUCAUCACAAUCAUCGGACGAAAUGGUUAAACAUCUUAAUGAACCCGCAAAAUUAGCAGUUUGUUGCAACCAAAAAUAAUUGGAUCAUAUUAGAGUUCAAGUUGAACACAAAGAGAUACGUGUGGCAAUCAAUCAAUACUUAAAAUUGAUCCAGGAAUAAUAAAUUUUCCAGCUGUAUAUUAAUUUUGCUUGUUGCAAAAUUGUCAUCUCAGUAAACCUUAACAGAUCCCCAAAUCGCUAUUAAUCAACCUGAUAUUAAUAAUUGAUCUCUGAUUGUGACUAUGUUCAAUAAUAAUCGUGAUAUUCAGCAAGAAAAUAUUUCCAAAUUCCGGUUCCGAUGGAUUAUUUAUCUGUUAACAGGUUUUACACUUUUCACCACAACUGCAGUUUCGUCGAGUUUAAGUUUGACCAUUGUGGCCAUGAUGAAAAAUGGUACUCACAAUUCAUCAACAUCAGCCUUAGAUUCAAUAGACGAUUUGCAUGUUGAUUGGAGCAAUGUUGAAAAAGAUCGGAUGCUUCAAGCAAUUUCAUGGGGAUCUCUUGCCCUGGCUAUUAUUGGCGGACGAAUUGCUGAAACGGUUGGACCUAGAAUUGUAAAUUUUGUCUCAUUGAUUUCAAUUGGUGUUCUUAAUUGCAUUUAUCCCACUGUGGCUUUAAAGAGUUAUGUUGGAGCUUAUGCUAUAAGAAUUGCUCAAGGUUUUUCCAUCGGAAUAACUGGUCCAGCAAAUUAUGUCAUUUUAUCUUAUUGGGCUCCUUACUUCGAGAAGACGGCUUCUAAUGCCAUUGUUAACUCGCUGUGUUUUGCCGCUAAUGCAGUUAUCAAUCCAGUUGUUGGUUUCUUGGUCACUAGUACUUUUCUUGAUGGUUGGCCAUCAGUUUUUUACAUCUUCGGUGGUGUUAAUAUUGCGUUAGCAUUUAUUUGGUUGAUUGUUGCCCGAAAUAAACCUGAAGACCACAGCUGGCUGACUCCAUAUGAAAUUAAUGAAAUCACUUUGGCACGAUCUAAAGGACAAAGUUUCUCGUCGAAAUUGCCUUGGUUUUCCAUGUUAUCUUCAAUAUCAGUGCUGGCUUACCUUUUCGUUGGUUUCACUCAUGGCUGGCUUAUAGCUUUUGUCACGACUCAAGUUCCUUCUUUCUACAAAGAUGUUUUCAACGUCUCUUUAAAACAGAAUGGAAUUAUUUCAUCGCUGCCUUGGAUAUUAAAUAUCAUCGUAAUUCUGUUUGCCGGUUUCUCUGUUGACAAAUUGAGGCAACUGGAAAGAUUUAAUUUAACAAGACUUCGUAAAGGAUACACUUUAGUAGGUAUCGGAAUCUCAUCAUUAACAUUUCUUGGUGUAGCCUUUAUUGGUGAUAAUACUACUGCUGCAGUCGCAUUAAUUACGCUAACUAAAGGAAUUGGUGGUCUAAAUAUAGCUGGGGCUGGCUCUAACCAGCUUGACUUAAGUCCAUCUUUUACUGGAACAUUAUCUGGACUUCUAGCAACCGUUUCAAGUAUAUCUCAGUUAGCUAUGAAUGAAGCAGUUGUUUGGAUCGUUGGUAACACUGAAUCACAGUCUAAUUGGUACAUCUUUUUUUAUAUCACUGCUGGUAUUAGUCUACUUGGAGCCAUCAUUUACUGUCUUUUCGGAUCGGCUGAGAUUCAAAAAUUUGACCCAUGUUCAUUACAUUUAUUGGUCCCUCGUUAUUCACAGGAUUCAAGCGAUCAAUCUUAUGAAAUUACCAACGAAUAUUUUGUAGAAAGUUUUAGCUGAUCUAAUGGCUGAUUCAUCUUGAUUAUUACAUUCACACACAUUACUCAUCAUAAAACCAUCAUUGCUCCUUUAAAUGGAUGAUAAGCAUUCUUUUGCUCAAACCAGGUUGAUUGCAAAAAAUGUUUAUUUUAUAACAGCUAUUGAUUUACAGCAAGACGAAUGAUAAAAAUACUUGAUGAUUUAAUGAUAUUAUUUUCAAUAUCUAUGACAAUUUGAUUUUAUCGAUAAACUCACAGGUAAUUAAACGAAAAAUUAAUUUAUAUGACAUAUUAGAUCUAAAUUACUGUAAACAAAAAAUCUGUUGACAGUCAAUUCAAAUUACUAUACAUCACACAUAUACAUUUGUACAUUCAGUAACUUGCCAAAUAAUGUACAUUAUCCAAUAUAAUAAUAUCAAGCAAUUUUCAGCUUCAUUUCUUUAAAAUCGUCUUUUCCAUUCAGUAAAUGAACAACAAAACGACCAAUAAAUCACAGUGGACACA
Molecule: messenger RNA, 2471 nt
Organism: Tetranychus urticae (two-spotted spider mite)
Lineage: Eukaryota; Metazoa; Arthropoda; Arachnida; Trombidiformes; Tetranychidae
Product: putative transporter slc-17.2
Biological process (GO): monoatomic anion transport; transmembrane transport
Cellular component (GO): membrane
Molecular function (GO): transmembrane transporter activity
Source: RefSeq, a predicted model, not a curated record